CUUCUACACAGCCCCGUAACUGUAAGAUCCAAGCCAUCUUCGAUAGCCGAGAGCGCCAUUUCGAACUUCGAUAUUUUAUUGGUCUAAUCAUAAACCGGAGAAUUUGGCUUCGAUCGAUCUGAAUUGUACCGUGGGUCCGUGGCAGUACAGCAGCAGGCCUCUAGCUCUUUCGUCGAAAAUCCCCCAGAAACCCUUUUGUUGCAGAUCGCUGUAAUUUUCUUGUUGCAAAUUUCUGGAGGAAAAUGUACGGAUUUGAAGCGCUCACCUUCAACAUUCAUGCUGGAUACUUGGAGGCGAUCGUCAGGGGCCACCGGGCUGGGCUGCUCACAGCCGCUGAUUACAACAAUCUGUGCCAGUGCGAAACCCUCGACGACAUCAAGAUGCACCUUUCCGCAACGGAGUACGGGCCUUACCUCCAGAACGAACCUUCCCCGUUGCAUACAACAACCAUUGUGGAGAAAUGCACUCUUAAACUGGUUGAUGAUUAUAAGCACAUGUUAUGCCAAGCGACAGAGCCCUUGUCAACCUUCUUAGAGUAUAUAACAUACGGUCACAUGAUAGACAAUGUUGUCCUGAUUGUCACUGGAACCUUGCAUGAGAGAGAUGUUCAGGAGCUCUUGGAAAAAUGCCAUCCGUUGGGCAUGUUUGACAGCAUUGCUACCCUGGCAGUGGCGCAGAAUAUGCGAGAACUUUAUAGGCUGGUUCUUGUUGACACACCAUUGGCUCCGUACUUCUCUGAGUGUAUCACAUCAGAGGACUUGGAUGACAUGAACAUCGAAAUAAUGAGGAACACCCUUUACAAGGCAUAUCUAGAGGAUUUUUACAGGUUUUGCCAGAAACUUGGUGGUGCAACAGCAGAGAUCAUGUCUGACCUCCUCUCCUUCGAGGCUGACAGAAGGGCUGUCAAUAUUAGCAUAAACAGCAUUGGGACCGAGCUUACCCGCGAUGAUCGCAAAAAAUUGUACUCUAACUUCGGUUUAUUUUACCCCUAUGGCCAUGAGGAACUUGCCGUCUGUGAGGAUAUUGACCAGGUCCGUGGUGUUAUGGAAAAAUAUCCUCCUUAUCAGUCUAUUUUCUCAAAAUUAUCUUAUGGAGAGAGUCAGAUGCUAGACAAGGCAUUCUACGAAGAGGAGGUGAAAAGGCUUUGCUUAGCUUUCGAGCAGCAGUUCCAUUAUGGUGUUUUCUUCGCCUACAUGAGGUUGAGGGAGCAGGAGAUAAGGAACCUGAUGUGGAUUUCUGAAUGUGUGGCUCAGAACCAGAAGUCCAGAGUUCAUGACAGUGUUGUCUUCAUAUUUUAGUCAAAAUUUCAUAGUCAGUAAUAAUAAUGAUAAUAACUUGUUCUUUUGCAUAUAUGGGCUUGGCAAAGAUGUGCCUGCCUCUACCAGUUGUGAGAUUAUGUUUUGUUUUGUUUUUGUAUCAAGAGGGGAACUUUUGUAUCAGAUUGGUCGAAUAUAUUUUUUACUUGAAAAAAAAAAAAGAUUGAAUA
Carya illinoinensis is the source of this 1486-nucleotide messenger RNA. RefSeq names its product V-type proton ATPase subunit d2. The transcript has 10 exons. Gene Ontology annotation, molecular function: proton-transporting ATPase activity, rotational mechanism. Gene Ontology annotation, biological process: vacuolar acidification; proton transmembrane transport; vacuolar transport. NCBI's taxonomy places the organism in Eukaryota, Viridiplantae, Streptophyta, Magnoliopsida, Fagales, Juglandaceae. Gene Ontology annotation, cellular component: proton-transporting V-type ATPase, V0 domain; vacuolar proton-transporting V-type ATPase complex. The coding region runs from base 243 to 1298 and encodes 351 amino acids. The record is from RefSeq and is a predicted model, not a curated record.